Molecule: messenger RNA, 595 nt
Organism: Phytophthora sojae
Lineage: Eukaryota; Oomycota; Peronosporomycetes; Peronosporales; Peronosporaceae
Exons: 1
Coding region: 123-326 (67 amino acids)
Source: RefSeq, a predicted model, not a curated record
UAAGCUCGUCAAUUCCGCCACCCUCAGCACCGCUGGCGCAGGCAGGGAAACUCGUAAGUAUACGCUGCUCUGUUGCUUGAUGCUGGUCUGUGAGUGUUACGGGACUCUGGUAGUGCCUACGCAUGUCAUGUCUAGAUAUCCGAUCACUAAGUGAAGAGAGGCGCGAACGCGGCGGUCACGACAAGGAUAGCAGCCUGCAGCAGUUCACGAUGUUGAGUCCGCGGCAAAGGAGUGACGCUCUACCUGUCGUUGAGGCGGCCCUUGCGCUGAUUUCCCUCCCGGGACGCUUGCUUUCAUGGCGAAGCCUGAUUGGACCUACGAAGUGAACUCCGGAGACGCUCACUGCGAUGUGUUUCUCUCCGGACCUGAUCAACGUUUCGCAAUGCCCGCAUCGUUGUGCCCCACCGGUGGUUAAGGAGUGGUUAAGGAGUCGUCGACAAGCUCAAGGACAGGAAGAAGGGGUUCCGGGAGGAAGGAAUGCAACCAGACGGCUAUGUCAUGUUCGUAGUUGAGAGGACCAAGCUCUAUUUGCCUGGUACGCUCUCUAUAGGCAGCAACUUAAUUCAAAAGGGAAAAUCGAUCUCCUUCUCUCUCU